AAUUAAAAGGGUGAAAUAUCAGAAGAACUUAAAAAGGGUGAUCGAAAAUGGCAGAAGAACCAAUUCUCUCUAGAAUUGAACGCCUUGACAACGUUCUGAAACAACUGGAAGGCACGGAAGUAUGCGGCGGCGGGUACGAGAGUAACGUUCAGUCGCCUAAUAAGAGCUCCACCGUAUCCUCUACGGCGUCAAGCGUGGCGGAGCAAGGGUGCCGCCCGAUCGAGGAGGUGAUGACGGAGGCGGAGCUCAAAGGCACCGUCAUCCAACGCCUCGCCAACGUCGAGGACCGCCUCAGGGAACUCUGCCUGCAUCACCAUCAUCAUCAUUUCGGAGAAACCCCCAAAAUCGUUUGCCGGAAAACCGCCGUGCUACCGGCGGAGACAAAGGGCGGCGGUGGUCUCAAGAAGUCUCAGCAGGUGCCCAAGAAAGGCGGUUUCAAGAGCUUUGUCAAGUCUUGUAUGAAAACAACGGGAAAAGGGGAUCACGUUAACUUGAAUUAUUAGCAUUGACUCUGCAAUUCACGGUAGAUAUAUGACAUUAGUUUUUUGGCAGUCAAGUAUUGUGUGUGUUUUAUGAAAAGAAAAUAUUUAGAGAUAAUAAACUAGGGAUUAUUAA
Molecule: messenger RNA, 615 nt
Organism: Cuscuta campestris
Lineage: Eukaryota; Viridiplantae; Streptophyta; Magnoliopsida; Solanales; Convolvulaceae
Source: the annotation of a GenBank genome assembly